GGGAGGGAGAGAGAUAUCCCUGUGAUUCCGCUCUUGAAUUUUUAACGGCGUUGUGGAACUUUUCAGACAGGUUACGAGGAUCUGGUUUCACACCAUCGUCUGUUUGGACGCUGGCUAGCCAUGUGUGGCUUUAGAGAGAGAGGGAGAGAGAGAUGAGGAAGGGAGAGAGAGAAGGGGGAGGGAGAGAAAGGGGAGAGAGAGAGAGAGAGAGAGAGAGAGAGAGAGAGAGAGAGAGAGAGAGAGAGAGAGAAGGGAGAAAGAGAGAGAGGGACAGAGAGAAGGGGGAGAGAGAGAGCAGGACAGAGAGGAAGAGAGAGAGAACGAAAGAAAGAGAGCGGGAGACGGAGAGAGAAAGAGAGAGCGAGAGAGAGAGAGAGAGAGAGAGAGAGAGAGAGAAAGAGAGAGAGACAGAAGGGUGAAAGAGAGAGAGAAGGGGAUGAGAGAGCAGGACAGAGAAAGAGAGAAGGGGGAGAGAAAGAAACGAAUAGAGUGACAAAGAGAGAGACGGGGGGGUGGUUGUUUGGUAAACAGGGUUCAGUGGGCAACUAGGUUGUAGGAUGGAGAGGAUGCAUGAAUGUAGUGGAGAGUGAACUCCAUCUAUCUAUCUGUUCUCUGGAGAAGCCCCACAUGUUGAUCUGAUCUACCUGGAUGGAUAAAUGGAUGGAUACAGGAUGUCCUGGUGCUGAAGCAGUAACCAUAGUAACAUGACCCUAAACAAACCGAGAGAGAAGGAGCCCCUUCAACACCGCUCCAGCCCCGCCCUCCUUGGAGCGCGAAGCUCCGCCCCUCACCCUGACCCCGCCCCCCAGCGAGGCCACGCCUCCCAGCGAGGCCACGCCCCCCUGGGCCUCUCAUCGUCCUAUCAACUGGGAGACACAGUGCGCUGGGACCGGUGGCUCUCUGACGAAGGAAACAGUUACAAAGACUUCCUGUAUCGCGUGCUGUUGCUAGGAGACCAUGGCGUCGGGAAGAGCAGUCUGGCCGGAAUAUUCGGCGGAGUCUCAAAUAGGGAGGAGUCGCCCGGGGUCGACCACUAUGAAAGAACGCUGACAGUCGACGGAGAAGAGACAACACUGGUCGUCAUGGAUACGUGGGAACCGGACAAACUGGAGGAAGAGGAUGUGAUGAAGAAGGCCAGUGCGUAUCUUAUCGUCUACUCCAUCACCGAUCGCUCUAGUUUUGAGUCCGCCUCCGAGCUGCGGAUCCGGCUCCGCAGAUUACGACAGGCCGACGACGUCCCCAUCAUCCUGGUGGGAAACAAGUCGGACCUGGUCCGGUCCAGAGACAUCUCUACAGAAGAAGGCCGUGCGUGCGCGGUCAUGUUCGACUGCAAGUUCAUCGAGACCUCGGCGUGUCUCCACCACCACGUGGGCGAGCUGUUCCAGGGCGUGGUGCGACAGAUCCGCCUGCGGAGACGGCAGCCCCCCCCCCGCGACGGGGGCCCGGCGGGCCAGGGGCCCGGGGAUGGGGGCCAGGCCCGCUCGGGGCCCCCCCCCCUCAGCCUGGCGAAGAAGGCGCGUCGCUUCCUGGGGGGCCUGGCCGCCCGCAACAACCAGCACCUCGCUCUGAAGGCCCGCUCCAAGAGCUGCCACGACCUGUCUGUCCUCUGAGCCUGUCUCACCCUCCACAACCUUUCUGUCCUCCGAGCCUGUCUCACACUCCAUGGCUCUGAGUCUGUCUCACCCUCCACGACCUGUCUGUCCUCUAAGCCUGUCUCACCCUUCACAUACCUGUCUCACCCUCCACGAACUGUCUGUCCUCUGAGCCUGUGUCACCCUCCACGACCUGUCUUUCCUUUGAGCCUGUCUUACCCUCCACGUACCUGUCUGUCCUCUGAGCCUGUCUCACCCUCCACAUACCUGUCUCACCCUCCACAACCUGUCUGUCCUCUGAGCCUGUCUCACUCUCCACGUACCUGUCUCAACAUCCACAUACCGGUCUGUCCUCUGAGCCUGUCUCACCCUCCACAUACCUGUCUCACUCUCCACAUACCUGUCUCACUCUCCACAUACCGGUCUGUCCUCUGAGCUUGUCUCACCCUCCACAUACCUGUCUCAGUCUCCACAUACCUGUCUCACUCUCCACAUACCCGUCUGUCCUCUGAGCCUGUCUCACCAUCCACAUACCUGUCUCACUCUCCACAUACCUGUCUGUCCUCUGAGCCUGUCUCACCCUCCACAUACCUGUCUCACUCUCCACAUACCUGUCUGACAUUUUAGCCUGUCUCACUUUCCACAUACCUCUCUGAUCUCUCAACCUCUCUCUCUCCACAGCAAAUACCUGUUUGUCCUCUGAACUUUUCUCAAUGCCCAGCAACCUGUUUCCCUCUUUGGGCUCUCUGAUGUUAGUUUGAAACUGAGACUGGGUUGUGUGACACACACACACACACACACACACACACACACACACACACACACACACACACACACACACACA
Molecule: messenger RNA, 2436 nt
Organism: Gadus macrocephalus (Pacific cod)
Lineage: Eukaryota; Metazoa; Chordata; Actinopteri; Gadiformes; Gadidae
Product: GTP-binding protein REM 1-like
Exons: 5
Coding region: 705-1610 (301 amino acids)
Biological process (GO): negative regulation of high voltage-gated calcium channel activity
Cellular component (GO): plasma membrane
Molecular function (GO): calcium channel regulator activity; GTPase activity; GTP binding
Source: RefSeq, a predicted model, not a curated record